Messenger RNA from Eucalyptus grandis, 1386 nucleotides. RefSeq names its product putative disease resistance RPP13-like protein 1. Gene Ontology annotation, molecular function: ADP binding. Gene Ontology annotation, biological process: defense response to other organism. Bases 1 to 1386 code for a protein of 461 amino acids. The transcript has 5 exons. The record is from RefSeq and is a predicted model, not a curated record. Lineage: Eukaryota; Viridiplantae; Streptophyta; Magnoliopsida; Myrtales; Myrtaceae.
AUGAUGGACGCAGGGGUGCGGAGUGGCAGUGGAGGUGCAGCCGUCGGGCGUCAGGCGCAGCCGUCGCUCCUGGGCUUCGGAGACACGCGGAGCUAUGAGCUCGUGGACGAUGGAGGGCUCCAGCGAAGACACAACAGCAGCAGCGGAGCGUCGGGUCGUCGGAUUUGCGGCGGUGCAGAGGCGCGGUGGCUGGUUGUCUACUCGGAACAGGUCUUAUUCAGCAAGUUGACUUCUCUCACAUUAGUCUAUGCACAACAUGAAGGAACUAGCACCGCUCUCCUCAAGGAGUGGAAUGAGAUGCUGGGCACAAUCAAUGCAGUGCUGACUGAUGCAGAAGACAAGCAACUCAGUGGUAACCCUCUAGUGAAGUUGUGGCUAGAUUGUGUUAAGGACUUGGCCUAUGAUAUGGAAGACUUGAUUGAUGAGUUAGCGAUCAAAGUGGCUCAAGUUAAUUUGGAGGCAGAAUCCAACACAAGCAAAUGUAUGGAAAAAUGGAAGUUCUCUUUCUUUGGCCAAGAUAAAUCCUCCGGAUCAAAUCCAAACCUAGGCUUGCUCAUGUUUGAAACCAUGGUACAAGAGAUAAGUUGCAGGUUGAAAGUGAUUGUCACUAGGAAGGCUCAUCUAAGCUUAAGAGAGAAUGUUGUGGAUAGAUCCAACUACACAAACAAAAGGGAUCUAACCACUUCUUUGCCAGAGCCUCAGUUUUAUGGUAGAGAAAAGGAAGAAGCACAAAUACUCAAACUAUUGAUUAGUGAAGUCGAAAAUUCCGAUGCCAUGUUGAGCAUGAUCCCUAUAGUUGGGAUGGGUGGUGUUGGAAAAACAGCCUUGGCUCAACGGUUGUAUAAUGAUGUUAGAUCAAUCACUGGGUUGUCAUGCCAGGGUGAAGAUCUUAACGGGCUUCAAGUUAAGUUGAAGGGCAAUCUAUCUAGGAAGAAGUUUCUUGUGGUUUUAGAUGAUAUAUGGAAUGAGAAAUAUGAAAAAUGGACUACCAUCUUAAAGCCAUUUGAAGCGGGGGCUAAGGGGAGUAAGAUCAUCAUCACGACUCGCAACCUUGCCAUUGUUUCCAUAACUAGAGCAUCACCCUAUCAUUUGAAGGAAUUGUCGCUUGAUAAUUGUACAAGUUUAUUAGCCUUUCAUGCUCUUGGAGCAACAAAUUUUGAGAGCCAUCCGGAUUUUAAAACAAUAGGUAAGAAAAUAGCUGAAAAAUGUAAAGGUUUAGCUUUGGCGGUGAAGAUGCUAGGCGGUGCCCUACGUAAUAAAAGGAAUCCCAGUGAAUGGGAAGAUACCUUAAAUUUCAGAAUAUGGGAUCUUCCGAUGGCAGAGAAUGAUGAGUAUUUCCCAAGGAUUACGAAAUUGAGAGAGAUGAGCUGGUACUCUUAUGGAUAG